Molecule: messenger RNA, 582 nt
Organism: Penicillium subrubescens
Lineage: Eukaryota; Fungi; Ascomycota; Eurotiomycetes; Eurotiales; Aspergillaceae
Exons: 3
Coding region: 1-582 (193 amino acids)
Source: RefSeq, a predicted model, not a curated record
AUGACUUCCAUCAUUCAGCGCAUUUUCCACCAUCAUGCUGCUGAUGCAGACCCUUACGAUGCCCGUGGCCGAUCUGGCCGCUGUCAGUCGAGCUUGCUUGGAGCUUGUUCCCUCCGUUUUGCCUCCGUUCCUGUCUCCGUUCCUGGCCCCGUCUCUGGCGACACCUCCCUCGCCCUGGCCCGCCUCCAAGCCCGCCAGGUGAACCCAUAUGGCGGCUCCGGUGAUCCGGAGUGGAAAGCAAAGCGAGACCACGACUCGCUAAUUAUCUUCAUCGUGGUCUUGCUGUUUCUGGCGGCGAUUGCCGCAUACUCCCUCGUGUCCUGGCGACUAGGGCUGAAGGGGGUGGACUGUUUGUGGUGGUGCCUCCGCCAACUAAAUCCCAUGAACCAUUGGGAGGCGUGGUGCGCGUUCUGGAAAGACCGCACCCGCCAACGCCGACGCCGUCGGGAGGGCAUCGAACUGCAGCCCUACCCAGGCCCACCACCAGACGCCCCCUAUCAGCGCCUACCCUCUCCUGCCCGUCCCGCCCCUGCCCUCAUCCGACUUGGGCGUUUUCGUUUCCUCGAAAGAAGAGGGGUGUAA